AUGUCUGAAACCAAACAAUCUGUUAAUACUACAAGCACUCAGGAUAAACCUAAAGCAUGUUGUGUUUGUAAGCCAGAGAAGGAAGAAAGAGAUAACUGUCUUUUAUUCAAUGGUCAAGAAUCUACAAGUUGUAAAGAAUUUAUCGAUAAAUACAAGAGCUGUAUGAAAGGUUUCGGUUUUGAAACCCAUUAG
This is a messenger RNA of Vanderwaltozyma polyspora DSM 70294, 192 nucleotides long. It is a transcript of the gene COX17, whose product is annotated as copper metallochaperone COX17. Gene Ontology annotation, biological process: mitochondrial respiratory chain complex IV assembly. Gene Ontology annotation, cellular component: mitochondrial intermembrane space. Gene Ontology annotation, molecular function: copper chaperone activity; copper ion binding. The transcript has a single exon. The coding region runs from base 1 to 192 and encodes 63 amino acids. Lineage: Eukaryota; Fungi; Ascomycota; Saccharomycetes; Saccharomycetales; Saccharomycetaceae. The record is from RefSeq and is a predicted model, not a curated record.